UCUUGCGAGGCACAAAUUUAUUCCUGAAACACUGCCGAGUGCUCGAAAGGUUGGACAGUAAGUAUAUGUAGAUCCCAUGUACUGGGGUGCUUGUACACACAGGAAUGAAAAUGUGCCUGAGUUAUCGGAAUGGAACUGACGCUGUCUGCCGGACGCAAAAUAAGCGUCAUUGUCAAGCGUCAGGAUUAUACAGGCCCAACCGAGCUUCUUAUAUGUUUCGCGAACCAUUCGAAAAUGACCAGUUGAUGAAAGAAAGCGACAGGGAUAAUUUCUACCUGAACAUGAUGAGUUCAAAUACAAGUGAUUAGUGGACAAUGACCCAACGGUUUGUGAUGUUAUGACUUGACAUAUUGGACGCCUUUUUGUAGUACUUGAACAGAAUAGUUCGUUUCAUUUUACAAUAUCGCCGACAUCCCAUUCAGUUCGACUUGGCAUCUGGCGUUGAGUCAAAAUGAGCCAGAACAGUUACAGGCGGCUCUCCAGGCCACUUCUAGUGAUUGGGUGUGUUUAUGUGACUCUGAUACAACUUCCUAACUGUGUUCAGGCUGGACGAACAUUUGAUCAAGAAAAGCUUGGUCGUGGUGAGGUGGGGAGUUUGGAAGAAAAUAAUUAUGAAUUUGGGGCUUGGAGCCCGGUCGGUAAAGAUAACACAUUUGAGAAGGCCUUGGAAUUAAAGGCUAAUCAAGUCGAGUCGAAAGCGGAAGAAGUUCCUUCAAAGACUAAAGCCAAGUCUUUUGGACCCAUCAAGUUGUCCGAAGCCGAGACACAAAGGAUCACAUAUGUGGGGCAAACUCCCCAGGCGGUGUCCAGAAAACUGGACGAUGUCUCGCACAUUGACUAUUACCCUUUUGAUGACAAACCAUCCGACACUCGGAUUAGGCGUGAUCCCGAGCAAUCUGCUCCUAACGCCUCUAAAAUACGGAAAUUUUCCGCUAGACAGAGUGACCAAAAAAAUCUGGACGAGGGGCAGUUGUUGGAGCAAGAAAUCCUCGAGAAACAUGGGGUCAAAUUCUCGCAACCAAGUUCAGAGUCGACUGACAUUCCGGAUGUGGUUUACGCUCGGAGAAGGCCCAAGAUUAAGCGACGACCGCGGUAUCGGCCUGGCUCUUCUGCCGCAUCAUCAUAGAAUAUGCAAAAGUUUUGACUUCAAUUAUUAGUAUGAAACAUCACCUAUUUGAUAACAAUGAAAACCAAAGAUCCCGUUGAGAAUCCCAAGUUCAAAUUGGUUGGAUUCUUAUGAUUCCAACAUCUUCGUCUCAAUGCGUGGGAACCACAUAUCAAAAUCAAGUACUUGUUAGCCAUCUCAUGUCUUGAAGUUGUAUAUCUUGUGUCACAAGGUUGAAUUAUAGCACCAUUUCAGUUGAA
Molecule: messenger RNA, 1365 nt
Organism: Tigriopus californicus
Lineage: Eukaryota; Metazoa; Arthropoda; Copepoda; Harpacticoida; Harpacticidae
Product: collagen alpha-1(I) chain-like
Source: RefSeq, a predicted model, not a curated record